Pangasianodon hypophthalmus (striped catfish) is the source of this 1033-nucleotide messenger RNA. RefSeq names its product phosphatidylinositol glycan anchor biosynthesis, class H (gene pigh). Gene Ontology annotation, biological process: GPI anchor biosynthetic process. Gene Ontology annotation, cellular component: glycosylphosphatidylinositol-N-acetylglucosaminyltransferase (GPI-GnT) complex. Lineage: Eukaryota; Metazoa; Chordata; Actinopteri; Siluriformes; Pangasiidae. The coding region runs from base 170 to 718 and encodes 182 amino acids. The record is from RefSeq and is a predicted model, not a curated record. The transcript is spliced from 5 exons.
UAGUUCAUGGUUUUAACCAGAUCUUUCGGAGGAGCGACAUUUUGAGAAUGCGUACAACUCAAUUUCCCAGAAUGCAACGCGCACUUGUGAAGGUCACGCAGCCAUCGUUUAUUGGUGCGCACCGCUUUCUUUCUGCAAGGUCGCGUUUUGGCCAGGUUUUGUAUCCAACAUGGCUGAGAAGGAAGAGUUCACGGACAUCAGAGGGAAGCCGAUUAAACUAUCCUGCCAGAAUUAUUCUCCUUUGUGCAGAGAGUUCACCAUCAGCUCCUGUAAGCUGUCUCUGGUCAGGGUGAUGGUGCUGACCUGCGGCGUGUGGCUGCUCGCUUAUGCAGGCUUCUACCUGACACAGAACACGGCGGUUCUGUCCGCCGCCAUCUUCGUGACUUUAUCAGGAAUGCUGCUGCAUGUUCACUUCGUAAAGGUGGACCACGAGACGCUGCUCAUCGUCGGCUCGCUCGGCGUCCAGCUGUCCUCCGCUUACGCCUCGGGCCGGGAGAGCACCACCUUCAUCGAGAUGAGCAGGAUAAAAGACAUCGUCAUUAACGAGGCCAUCCACAUGCAAACGAUCAUCUACUACCUGUGCAUUUUGCUGAAGGAUCCUGCAGAGCCUGAUGGAGUCAGCAGUGUUGUCCCGCUUUUCCAGAGCUCAAAGCCGAGGCUGAACUGCCUGGUGCAGGUGUACAGGAGCUGUCAGGAGAUAAUUGGACAGACACGAUGACGACGCUGACGGAGGAGCUGAAGGUAUAAAUGUCAGCGCGUCUGGUCCUGCCACAUGCUCCGAAUAUCUCUGCGAUUACUCUCUAAUUUCCUGAAUAUUUUUAGAGCCUUUUUUUUGUGUCUCUUCAGCAGAACCCUUUGACAAAAGGCUUUGAAAAACCCUUUCAGAGUCUCCAGAUGAACCGUGAAACUUCAGUCUAAAUCAGUGUUUCUACUCCAUUGUGCUGUAUUUAAAGGUAUUCUCACCACGUGGUGUGAUGUGGAUUAAAGAUCUAAGUUUAGAUAUUUCUCAAUAAAAGUCUUGUGAUAUCGUGUA